Molecule: messenger RNA, 9464 nt
Organism: Octodon degus (degu)
Lineage: Eukaryota; Metazoa; Chordata; Mammalia; Rodentia; Octodontidae
Gene: Zfyve26
Product: zinc finger FYVE-type containing 26
Exons: 42
Coding region: 159-7631 (2490 amino acids)
Biological process (GO): mitotic cytokinesis; regulation of cytokinesis; double-strand break repair via homologous recombination
Cellular component (GO): centrosome; lysosomal membrane; midbody
Molecular function (GO): phosphatidylinositol-3-phosphate binding; metal ion binding
Source: RefSeq, a predicted model, not a curated record
CAGCGGAGUCUGUCACCUGACUCGGUUCAAACAUGGCUGCGCUAGGAUAUUGUCGCUUUGCGCCCCCGGAACAGGAGGUACUGCACGAACGAGACCUUUGAGGAUGUGCUCCGCGUAAAGCGUCUCUUUUCUACCUCCCUGCACUCUGUGCUGGGAAAAUGAAUCAUCCGUUUGGAAAAGAGGAAACUGCUACCGAGAAGCAGCUUUUUGGCUUUUUCUGUGAAUGCCUGCGGAGGGGAGAGUGGGAGCUGGCACAGGCAUGUACCCACCAGCUGCACGAGGCACACGGGGAUAUCCCAAAGAGGGUGGAAGACAUACUUAAGGCGCUGGUGCUAUGCCCAGAUCUGCUGAGGUGUAGGCAGGACAUCAGCCCCCAAAGAUUAUCUUGGCUCUGGCUUCUUGUACUAGAAAAAUGGUUGGCCCAGGAAAAGAAGUCACUCCCAGCUGUUUACCGGAGAAAGCUUGAGUUUCUUUUCUUGUCUGAAGACCUCCCGAGUAACAUUCCAGAGGACAUCCUCACGGAGCUGUACGAGGCUGUGGCACAAGGCACUGUGUCCCCUGUGGCUGACACAAGUCAGAGGCCACAGAGCUGGACACCUCGACUCACCUCGGAAGCUGUCUCUGUGCUCUGGGAUCUGCUGAGGCAGGCUCCUGAGCCAGCACAGGCGCUGCUGGAGCUCCUGCUUGGGGACGAUGCCGGCGUCAGCCCCUGUCAUUGGCCCCUGCAGAAGGCACUGGUGGACCUCAUUCGAGAGGCGCUGCAGGCUCUGCAGGGGCCUGCCUCUGGGCCCCCUGGGGUCGUCGAUGCCAUCUACAGAGCGCUGCGGACUCUGCGUUGCCCUGCAGAGUCCCCGGGGGCCGAGUUGCGUGCCCUGUGUGAGGAGCUCCUGGAGGCCUGCGAGGCCGAGGGCAGUCCCCUGAAGGAGGAGCGGUUGCUUGGCUGCCUAGCACACAAGGCUGGACGGGGCUUGCUGUCCCUUUAUGGCCACACCUAUGCAGAAAAAAUCCUGGAAAAGCCACCCAGGUCCGCAGCAUCAGGGAAAGUCUCCCCGGAUCAUCCAGAUCCUGAGCGGACAAUGCUGACCCUGUUCUCCGCUCCCAACCCAGCCCAGGCUUGGAAAGUGGCUUUUUUCUACUGCCUGAGCAACAGCAAGCACUUCCUUGAGCAGAUUCUGGUGACAGCACUAACUCUGUUGAAAGAAGAAGACUUCCCAAACCUUGGUCGCCUGCUGGAUAGAGAGUUCAGGCCUCUCAGGCACCUGCUCGUGCUCCUAGGCUGGACACACUGCCAGAGCCUCGAGUCAGCAAAGAGGCUGCUCCAGACGCUGCACAGGACCCAGGACCAAGGCCACGAUGAGCUUCUCAGGGAUGCCUGUGACGGACUGUGGGCCCACCUGGAGGUCCUAGAGUGGUGCGUACAGCACAGCAGCAACCCCAUACCAAAGAGAGAGCUCUUGUGUCACUUACAUGGGGGAGGCAGCCACUCAGUGCUCUACUCUCUGCAUCACCUCACCGACCUUCCAGCCCUCAGAGAGGAAGAGGUUCUCAAGCUCUUGCAGAAGGUGCCAGCCAAGGACCUGCAACACGAGCACGAUUCUGCCGGUGCCCUAGUUCCUGAGGACCUGAUCCAGUGUCAGAGUCUGAUCCUCUACCAGGGCUUCUGUGCCAUGAAAUAUGCCAUCUAUGCCCUCUGUGUGAACUCACACCAGUACUCCCAGUGCCAGGACUGCAAAGACAGCCCCUCUGCGGACCUGGCCUCAGCCACAGAGCCCGCGAAUGACUCUGUCACCUCCCCAGGUGCUUCCCAUCUCUUCUCAACUUACCUGGCCAGGUGUCAACAGUACCUGUGCAGUGUCCCUGACUCUUUGUGCCUGGAACUUCUAGAAAACAUCUUCUCUUUGCUCUUCAUCACCUCUGCUGAUCUUCACCCAGAGCCUCACCUGCCUGAGGACUAUGCUGAGGAUGAUGACACAGAGGGCAAAGGCCCCUCGGAUAUGAGGUCGCCAUCAGAAAGCCCUCAGCAUGCAGGCCAGCCUGAGAGGAAGUCAGAACAGGGUUCCCUUGGAGCACCCAGGAACCUGGCUUCUACAAUACCAAGUUGUCUAAAAGAACAGCCUGCAGAUAGCUCCCCGGGGCCCCAUGGCAAUUUUUUGGAUUUAAAGCACUUUACGAAGGGUAUCCAUGGAUUCCUGGCUGAUGAGUUUGCAGUAGGGGCCUUCCUUGGGCUUCUUCAGGAGCAGCUAGACAGGAUCAGUGGCCACAGCUGCCCCGAUAAGGCAAAGCUUCCGGAAGGCCAGAGCUACACAGGAAGCCGAGAUGGACUGCAGAGCCGCCUGUACCAGUUUUCUAAGGUUCUUUCUGAGGCCCAGUGGAGGUACAAGGUGAUAACAAGCAACCAUGGCUCAGAGGAGCCACGUUCCCGAAGGUACCUGCCAACUGCCCCAAGGCACUCUAGUCUCCGCAGGGGUCGUCGGACAAGAAGGAGCAGGGCAGAUGGCCGGGACAAAGGCUCCAGCCCUUCCUUGGAAAGUAUGAGUAGUGAACAGAGCACAAGUACUUCAGAGGGCAGUCUGAGCGCCGUGUCCGGGCGGAAUGAGCUGGAUAGCCGAUCGCAGCCCCAUCCUCAAAGCCCAUUCCUGCCCAUGAUGUUCUCCCCACCCGAGUCACUGCUAGCAUCCUGUAUCCUCCGGGGGAACUUCGCAGAAGCCCAUCAGGUGGUCUUCACAUUCAACCUGAAGUCCUCACCCAGUGCUGGGGAACUGAUGUUUGUGGAGCGCUACCAGGAAGUGAUCCAGGAGCUGGCUCGAGUGGAGCACAAGAUUGAAAACCAGAACUCAGAUGGCACUAACAGCACCAUUCGAAGAACUGGCAGUGGUCGUUCAACUCUACAGGCCAUUGGCAGCGCUGCGGCCGCAGGGAUGGUAUUUUACUCCAUCUCUGAUGUGACUGACAAGCUGCUGAGCACCUCCGGAGACCCCAUCCCCACACUCCAGGAGGACUUCUGGAUCAGCACCGCUCUGACAGAACCCAGCACUCCCCUGCGAGAGGUUCUGGAAGACCUCAGUCCCCCCGCCAUGGCUGCAUUUGACCUAGCUUGCUCUCAGAGCCAGCUCUGGAAAACCUGCAAGCAGCUUUUGGAGACAGCUGAGCGGCGUCUGAACAGCAGCCUGGAGAGCAGGGGUCGACGGCUAGACCAAAUACUCCCCAGUCCUGAUGGUAUUCGAGGAUUUCCAGCUGUCCUUCAGCAGAUUAGCAAGAUUCUUAAUUGCCCCUUUAUGUCAGCUGGCCAAGCUAAGUCAGAGACUGCAGAAGAAAAGUGUGGGGCCCCUCCCCGGGGCAGCAUCACUGAGCUGCUUCAGGUGUGCUGGCCCCGCCUAACCGAGGACUGUGUUGCCAGCCACACCACCCUCUCCCAGCAGCUGAAACAGGUCCUUCAGUCACUGAGAGAGGCUCUAACGCUGCCAGAGCCCAGGAGUACUCCACUUUCUUCCCUGGUGGAGCAGGCAUCCCAGAAAGCUCCUGAGGCCGAGGCCCACCCUGUGUACAUCCAGACUCAACUCCUCCAGAAGAAUCUUGGCAAACAGACCACAGCAGGCAGCAGGCAGACUGACUACGUGGGUGCUUUCGUCAGAUACUGUAGCACCUUGGCUUCUGUUCUCCUUCAGAGUUUGAGCUCUGAGCCUGAGCACGUGGAGGUCAAAGUAGGAAAUCCCUUUGUUCUCCUGCAGCAGAGCCCUUCCCAACUUGUGUCGCAUCUCCUGCAUGAAAGACAAGUUCCACCAGACAGGCUGGCAGCCCUUCUGGCCCGAGAGGGUCUCAGCCUGAGUGUGCCACAGAUUAUCAUCAACUGCUGUUGUGAGCCCCUUACCCUCUGUUCCUCUGUGCAAAGCCAGCAGACAUCAUCCCUCGUGACCCAGCUGGGUGUCGUGGCUCGGCAGUACACCUCCCACUUCGUGGAUGACCUUCCUCUUUCUGCACCAGGCUCCCCUAGGCCAACCGAGAAUCCCACCCUGGAGAAGAAGCACUGCUCCUACCCAAAGGACUCAUCCUCACCAGCCCUCACUGCCUCUGCCUUGGCCUUCCUUAAAUCCCGCUCCAAGCUACUGUCUACGGUGGUCUGCCUUGGGGUUUCCCAGGGGUCAAAGGUCAGCAAGCCCAGCUUGUCAUGGAAGGAGCUUCGUGGACGCAGGGAGGUGCCUCUGGCUGCAGGACAGGUAGCCCGAGAGUGUGAGCACCUCCUGGAACAGUUCCCUAUGCUCGAGGCCGCCCUGCUGGCUGCCUUGGAGCCCCUCCGUGGGCCCUCUGAGCAGGGCAAGAGUCUGGCAGCCAGUCUGUGUGGUCAGGCCAAUCUCUCUACUGUGCUGCUGGGCCUGCAUUCUCCACUUGCUCUGGAUGUGCUUGCCGAGGCCUUUGAGGCAGCCCUGGUGGCCAGAGAUUGGCCACGGGCCCUUCAGCUCAUCGAAGCGUACGGGCGAGAUGCGGAUGGUCUGAGCAACGUGAAGGAUGCUGUCCUGAGCUGCGCGGUGGCGUGUGACAAGGAGGGUUGGCAAUACCUGUUUCCUGUGAAGGAUGCAUCUCUGAGAAGUCAGCUGGCCCUACGGUUUGUGGAUCGGUGGCCCUUAGAGUUGUGCCUGGAGAUCUUGGCUUACUGCGUUUCAGACACAGCUGUCCAAGAAGGACUAAAGUCUGAGCUGCAGAAGAAGCAGGUGGAGCUUCAAGUAUAUCAAAAGAUUCUAGGCCUGCAGGAACCUCCGGCAUGGAGUGAUUGGCAGACCCUGAGGAUCUGCUGUGUUUCGGACCCAUCAUCUGUCAUGAAAAUGAUUCUAGAAGCACAGGAAUAUGAGCUGUGUGAGGACUGGGGCAGUCUGUACCCCAUUCCAAGGGAACAGUUAAUCAGCUUACAUCAGAAGCAUCUUCUCCACCUUUUGGAGAAAAAAGACCAUGACAAGGCUCUGCAGCUCCUACAGAGAAUUCCGGACCCCACCAUGUGCCUUGAGGUCGCAGAGCAGUCCCUCGACCAGCACCCCAGCUUGGCCACCUCGCACUUCCUGGCCAACUACCUCACCAGUCACUUCUAUGGAGAAUUGACUUCUGUUCGACAUGGAGAAAUCCAGGCACUAUACAUGGGAUCCAAGGUUCUGCUGACCCUGCCUGAGCAGCACCAGGCCAGGUAUUCCCACCUGUCCUCCAGCCCCCUGCUCAUGUUGGAGCAGCUGCUGAUGAACAUGAAAGUGGAUUGGGCCACUGUGGCUGUGCAGACCCUGCAGCAGCUGCUGGCUGGACAGGAGAUUGGCUUCACCAUGGAUGAUGUGGACUCACUGCUCUCCAGAUAUGCAGGGAAGGCCCUGGAACUCCCCUACCCUCUAAGGGAGAGACGAACAGAUUCUGUGAUUCACCUCCAGGAAAUUGCUCAUCAGGCUUCCGACCCUGAGACCAUGUCUAGAUCAUCAUCAGCAGAGUUCGCUGCUGCUGCUCCUGGCGUCUCCAUUGCGCGUUCCCCCAGCCCGAGGGAGAAGAGCCUUCCUCACAGCCAGCCCCAGCUGGAAUUUGUGCCCCCAGAAACACCUCCUGCCAGGCACCAGUGGGUGCCUGAUGAGACCGAGAGCGUCUGCAUGGUCUGUCACAAGGAGCACUUCAGCAUGUUUAACAGGCGUCAUCAUUGUCGCCGCUGUGGCCGCCUAGUGUGUAGUUCCUGCUCCACUAAGAAAAUGGUGGUGGAAGGCUGCCGAGAGAACCCUACGCGCGUGUGUGACCAGUGCUACAGUUACUACAACCAAGAUACAUCGGAGGAGAAUCCAGGCCAACCAGAAGUACCUGACAGUGCAAAGACUGAAAGUCUUCCAUAUUCAGCCAUGGUGAAAGUGCCCAAAGCAGCUGAGGUGGAAUGGAUUUUGGGUCUGAAUGAGGAAGAAAAUGAGUUGGUGCGGAGUGAAUUUUACUAUGAGCAGAGGCUGAAAGAAGUAGAUGUGAAGGGGCAAAAGCAGGAGAAAGGAGCUAAUAUCACUAUUUUAUGUAAGAGACAUUAUAUCAGCAAGGUGGAUGUGCUAAACAUUUUAGUUGCAGCUGCCUACCGCCACGUGCCAUCCCUAGAUCAGAUCUUGCAGCCUGCUUCAGUCACCAGGCUGAGGAACCAGCUUCUGGAAGCUGAGUACUACCACCUGGGAGUCGAGGUCUCCACAAAGACUGGGCUUGAUUCCACUGGGGCGUGGCAUGCUUGGGGCAUGGCCUGCCUGAAAGCGGGGAACCUCACCGCAGCCCGGGAGAAGUUCAGUCGCUGUCUGAAGCCCCCCUUGGACCCCAACCAGCUGAGUCAUGGCUCAAGGCUGGUACAGGAUGUAGUUGAAUACCUGGAGUCCACAGUGAGGCCCCUCAUUUCCUUGCAAGACGAUGAUUACUUCGCCACCUUGAGGGAACUGGAAGCCACCCUUCGGACCCAGAGCCUCUCCCUCGAGGUCAUUCCUGAGGGGAAGCUCAUGAACAACACCUACUACCAAGAAUGCCUGUUCUACCUGCACAACUAUAGCACCAACCUGGCCAUCAUUGGCUUCUACAUGAGGCACAGCUGCCUCCGGGAGGCCCUGCUGCACCUCCUCAACAAGGACAGUCCUCCAGAAGUCUUCAUAGAAGGGGUUUUCCAGCCAAGCUACAAAAGUGGAAAGCUGCAUACUUUGGAGAACUUGUUGGAAUCCAUCGAUCCAACCCUGGAGACCUGGGGAACAUACCUGAUUGCUGCCUGCCAACAUUUACAGAAGAAGAACUACUACCACAUUCUGUACGAGCUGCAGCAGUUCAUGAAGGACCAAGUCCGGGCCGCCAUGACCUGUAUUCGGUUCUUCAGUCACAAAGCAAAGUCAUACACGGAGCUGGGAGAGAAGCUCUCGUGGCUGCUUAAGGCCAAGGACCACCUGAAGAUCUACCUCCAAGAAACAUCCCACAGCUCAGGAAGGAAGAAAUCCACCUUCUUCCGAAAGAAGAUGAGUGCAGCUGAUGUGUCCAGGCACAUGAAUACGGUUCAACUGCAGAUGGAAGUGACCCGGUUCUUACAUCGGUGCGAAAGUGCUGGGACUUCUCAGGUCACCUCUUUGCCUCUGCCAACGCUGUUUGGAAACAACCAUAUGAAGAUGGAAGUUGCCUGCAAGGUCAUGCUAGGAGGGAAAAAUGUAGAGGAUGGCUUUGGAAUUGCAUUCCGCGUUCUGCAGGACUUCCAGCUGGAUGUAGCUGCAACUUACUGCCGAGCUGCCCGACAGCUGGUGGAGAAGGAGAAAUACGGUGAAGUCCGACAGCUACUCAAAUGUGUCAGCGAGUCAGGCAUGGCAGCCAAGAGUGACGGAGACGCCAUCCUCCUCAACUGCCUGGAUGCUUUCAAGAGAAUCCCGCCCCAGGAGCUGGAGGGCCUGAUCCAGGCGAUACACAGCGAUGACAACAAGGUUCAGGCCUACCUGACGUGUUGCAAACUGCGUUCUGCCUACCUGAUUGCGGUGAAGCAGGAACACUCACGGGCCACCACCCUUGUGCAGCAGGUGCAGCAGGCUGCCAAGAGCAGCGGGGAUGCGGUCGUGCAGGACAUCUGUGCCCAGUGGCUUCUGACGAGCCGCUCCCGCAGUUCUCAUGGCUCAGGCUCCAGAAAGUGACGCUGGGCAGCGGGGCUAGAAAAACGUGGCCUGAGCAUUCUGAUGACGGGAGCCAUUCCCACUGUGGAGUGGGGUUCAUCUGGCUCUGCCCCGGGUCGGAAAGAGCUGGGUUGGACCCUUCCUUGCCUGCUUGGGCAAGGACAGGACCUUUCACGCAAGUGCCAUGUUUCUGUACAGUUGUGGACUUUGUAUGUGUUUAUCUGGAGAUGGCCAGUUCUUUCUACCUCAGAGUGAGCGUGUGCACACCACGCACACCUGUGCAUGCUCCUGCACACUCAUGUUUACGCCCCCAGCAUUCUCUGAACAACUAACACUCUCCUCCCAAGAAAUGAGGCACUUUACUUUAGACUCCUGCCUGUCUUAAAACCUUCCCUGCGUUUUGGUUCUUGACCCGGGUUGUCCUGUUUGUACACAGCCCCUUCUGGGUGGGCACACCUAGGUAGCUCUCUUAGCUAGGGGGAGUUGACAGAGAACUGGAGAGCAACACCGAAAGGACCACUUGGUUUUCCUUCCCAAAAUCCAGAGAUGGCUGUGGGACAAGUGCUGUCUCUGGAAUGAAACUGCUUUCCAGGCGUCUCGCAUAAGCACAAGGAGUUGACAGGAGGCUUUGGAAGGUAGAAGGAGUAGAAGGCUUUCCAGAUACCAGCAUCGGAUGCUGUGGCUGACACGCAGGCAGGAGAGGUCCCUACCACGUUCAUCCGGGGGGUGAGGAGAGGAGGGCACUCCAAACAGGAAUGAGGUGGUGGUUUACUCAGAAGCACAGAGCUGGUGCUUGUGAAUAGCCCCGCUGCCAAGAUGAUGGGUGAGGAGAGAGAACUAGCCAGCGUCCUAGGACUGGCUAGCUGUUACCUACGUGACUUCUGCUCCUAUCUGUGCCUCUUGAAUUGGUUAGGAAACCACUUCCCUUCCUUCCUGCUUCAGUCUUUUGAAGACUACAGACAGCUUUGCAGACCCCUGGGUCACUGAGGCUGCUGUGUACUUCUUUUCGAGCUUAACAGUCAAGGGCUUGGCUGUGGACAGGAAUCGGAAUCACAGGAUAUUGAAGUAGAAUAAGCACUUUCCUGGCAAGCGCAAGGGUCUGAGUUCAAUCCCCAGUUCUGCCCAAAAAAAAAAAAAGGAUAUUGAAUAGGUCCCACACAGUUGGUCGAAAACUAGGUGAAGUAUUCCUUUAAUGUGCAUCAGCUUGUCUCUCCACCUGAGAUGUGACAACAUUUGAGAAAAUGUAUGUCAUAUCCAGUGACUUGGGCCUGCAAAUGAGGGCCUGAAGAGAAGCUAUGCACCCUCAGUCCCACCAGCUGGAGCUCAGCCUGUUGAUGUCACCUUCAAUGCUUGGACAAAGGAACUGGAAGCUGAAGCCACUAUCUGGUGCUUAGAAAUCCUGUGGAAUUCCCUUGGAACCUAGUUUUCUAAUAGUAAAAUUAAUAACUUAUGGACAUCUACCAGGUUGAAAGUGAUCCUACUAGAGGAGAAAGGCUCUAAGGAGAAUACCAGAUGUUGGACGGAUAGCCUUCCAUUCCUUGAGUCAAUGCACCCAGUGCCCAGGAGGACACUGUUGCCCGGCGUCCACUUACCCUUCCUUCUGAGUCUGCCCUUCUUGCACUGAACCUAAGCACUUUAUACAAGUGGACCCUGAGUUUGGGACGUUAAGACCAGAUUUUCCUACAUUUCCCUCUAACUAGCUGAACUCUGAAGUAAGCAGCUAGUGGUUAGACUGACAUAAGAUGAGGCUAACUGAGCAUAGUGCUGCGGUCUCCAGAACAACGACUCCAGAACAGACAUGCACAUUGAGGGCUGAAUGUUUAACCAGGCACAAGCCACAAUAAAGUGUCUCUC